UACUCUUUUUCUUUCUUCUUUUUUAUAACAUAUUAAAAAAAUGUCAGAACCUCACUCCAACUUGGUACCUAAUGCUGGUUUACCCGAUGCUCCUAAGGUCGAUCCUGAACACGAUCCUGCCACAGCCAUCUUGCGUCGUAAAGCUUCUCCCAAUAAAUUAAUGGUGGAUGACGCAACCAGUGAUGAUAACUCUGUGAUCACUCUCUCUCCCGCUACUAUGGAAAAGUUACAACUCUUUAGAGGUGAUACCGUCAUUGUCAAAGGUAAAAAGAGACGUGAUACCGUCUUAAUUGCAUUAUCCGAUGACGAUGUAGAGGACAACAAAGCCAGAGUCAACAAAGUCGUACGUAACAAUCUUCGCUUGAGAUUGGGUGAUGUGAUCACUAUCCAUCCUUGUCCUGAUAUCCAAUACGGUAAACGUAUUCACGUUCUUCCUAUUGAUGAUACAAUUGAAGGUUUAACUGGUAAUUUGUUCGAAACCUUCUUGAAACCUUAUUUCUUGGAAGCAUAUCGUCCUGUACGUGUCGGUGAUACAUUCCUCGUUCGUGGUGGUAUGAGAGCUGUGGAGUUUAAAGUUGUAGAAACCGAUCCCGCACCUUACUGUAUCGUUGCCCAAGACACAGUGAUUCAUUGUGAAGGUGACCCCAUCAAGCGUGAAGACGAAGAACAAGGUCUUAGUGAUGUUGGUUACGAUGAUAUUGGUGGUUGUCGUAAACAAAUGGCCCAAAUUCGUGAACUUGUCGAAUUACCUCUUCGUCAUCCUCAACUCUUUAAAUCCAUUGGUAUUAAACCCCCUCGUGGUAUUCUCAUGUUCGGUCCUCCCGGUACCGGUAAGACUUUAAUUGCCAGAGCCGUCGCUAACGAGACAGGUGCAUUUUUCUUCUUGAUCAACGGUCCCGAAAUUAUGUCCAAGAUGGCUGGUGAAUCCGAAAGCAAUCUUCGUAAAGCCUUUGAGGAAGCAGAGUCUAACUCUCCUGCUAUCAUCUUUAUUGAUGAAAUUGAUGCUAUUGCUCCCAAGCGUGAUAAAACCAAUGGUGAAGUCGAACGUCGUGUUGUCUCUCAAUUAUUGACUUUGAUGGAUGGUAUGAAGGCUCGUGCUAACGUCGUGGUAAUCGCUGCUACCAAUCGACCCAACUCUAUUGAUCCUGCUUUACGUCGUUUCGGUCGUUUCGAUCGUGAAGUAGAUAUCGGUAUUCCUGACCCAACUGGUCGACUUGAAGUUCUCCGCAUUCAUACCAAAAAUAUGAAGUUGGAUGAUGAUGUUGAUCUUGAGAAGAUUGCUUCUGAAACUCACGGUUAUGUCGGUGCUGAUAUUGCCUCUCUUUGUUCUGAAGCCGCUAUGCAACAAAUUCGUGAAAAGAUGGAUCUGAUUGAUCUUGAAGAAGAUACCAUCGAUACCGAGGUUCUUGAUUCUUUAGCUGUCACCAUGGAGAACUUCACUUAUGCCUUGGGUGUCUCUAACCCCUCUGCACUUCGUGAAACUGUGGUUGAAAUUCCCAACGUUAAAUGGAACGAUAUUGGUGGUCUUGAAAACGUCAAGCAAGAAUUACAAGAAACUGUACAAUACCCUGUUGAGCAUCCCGAAAAGUUUUUGAAGUUUGGUAUGAGUCCCUCCAAGGGUGUUCUCUUCUACGGUCCCCCCGGUACCGGUAAGACCUUGUUGGCCAAGGCCAUUGCCAAUGAAUGUCAAGCAAAUUUCAUCUCUAUUAAGGGUCCUGAACUUUUAACCAUGUGGUUCGGUGAAUCUGAGGCUAAUGUUCGUGAUGUAUUUGAUAAAGCUAGAGCUGCUGCUCCUUGUGUCAUGUUCUUUGAUGAAUUGGAUUCUAUUGCUAAGGCCAGAGGUGGCGGAGGUGGAGAUGCUGGCGGUGCUGGUGAUCGUGUCUUGAAUCAGAUUUUGACUGAGAUGGAUGGUAUGAAUGCUAAGAAGAACGUAUUUGUCAUUGGUGCUACUAACCGACCUGAUCAAAUUGAUCCUGCUUUAUUGCGUCCUGGUCGUCUUGAUCAAUUGAUUUAUAUCCCUCUUCCUGAUGAGACCUCUCGUCUUGCCAUUCUUACCGCUCAAUUAAGAAAAUCCCCUGUUGCUCCCGACGUUGAUUUAGGCUUAAUUGCUAAACACACACAAGGCUUCUCCGGUGCUGAUUUAGGCGAGAUCUGCCAACGUGCUGCUAAAUUAGCCAUCCGUGAAGAUAUUGAACGUGAUAUUAAGAGAGAAAGAGAGAACAAGGUUAAACAAGAAGCAGGUGAAGAUAUUGGUAUGGAUGAAGAAGAUGAGAGUGAUGCUUUUGCUGAAAUCACACGUGCUCACUUUGAAGAAGCUAUGCGUUUUGCUCGUCGUUCCGUGAACGAUUCUGAUAUCCGUCGCUAUGAAAUGUUUGCUCAAAACUUGCAACAAUCCCGUGGUUUUGGUUCCUUCAAAUUCCCUGAAGGUCAAGGUGGCUCGGGUGCCAAUAAUGCAUCUGCCACCGAGGAAGGUACAGGUUUUGGUCAAGAAGGAGGUGAUGAUGAUUUAUACGCAUAAAUAAAUACAAAAUAAAACAAAUAAAAAAAUAUUUUCUGUUAAGCUAGUUAAAA
Messenger RNA from Mucor mucedo, 2571 nucleotides. Its product is annotated as transitional endoplasmic reticulum ATPase. Gene Ontology annotation, molecular function: ATP binding; polyubiquitin modification-dependent protein binding; ATP hydrolysis activity. Gene Ontology annotation, cellular component: nucleus; cytosol; VCP-NPL4-UFD1 AAA ATPase complex. The coding region runs from base 41 to 2518 and encodes 825 amino acids. Gene Ontology annotation, biological process: autophagosome maturation; retrograde protein transport, ER to cytosol; mitotic spindle disassembly. NCBI's taxonomy places the organism in Eukaryota, Fungi, Mucoromycota, Mucoromycetes, Mucorales, Mucoraceae. The transcript is spliced from 4 exons. The record is from RefSeq and is a predicted model, not a curated record.